Molecule: messenger RNA, 5005 nt
Organism: Epinephelus fuscoguttatus (brown-marbled grouper)
Lineage: Eukaryota; Metazoa; Chordata; Actinopteri; Perciformes; Serranidae
Gene: slc71a1-2
Product: major facilitator superfamily domain containing 14A2
Exons: 12
Coding region: 169-1641 (490 amino acids)
Biological process (GO): transmembrane transport
Cellular component (GO): membrane
Molecular function (GO): transmembrane transporter activity
Source: RefSeq, a predicted model, not a curated record
GUGAGGUGGGGAAUGGGAUGAGAAAUCAUCAUUUAGUUAGCUCACUGCUAGCUGCUUGUAGCGGACUGCCGAGGUGUUAUGAGCUUUGUAGCCGAAAUCAGUAGAUUGUUUUAGUUUUGAUAGGUGCAACGAUGACCCUCUGACAUCAAGAAUGGACAUAAGUUAACAAUGACGGGGGAGAAAAAGAAGAAAAAGCGGCUGAACCGCAGCAUUCUUCUUGCAAAGAAAAUUAUAAUAAAAGAUGGAGGAAGUCCUCAGGGAAUCGGUGAACCCAGUGUUUACCAUGCUGUGGUUGUCAUCUUCCUGGAGUUUUUUGCAUGGGGUCUUCUCACCACCCCGAUGCUCACGGUAUUACACCAGACAUUCCCCCAGCACACAUUCCUGAUGAAUGGGCUUAUUCAUGGUGUCAAGGGCCUAUUAUCAUUUCUGAGUGCUCCGCUGAUAGGAGCGUUGUCAGACGUAUGGGGACGCAAAUCCUUCUUGCUGCUAACGGUCUUCUUCACGUGUGCACCCAUUCCACUGAUGAAGAUCAGCCCAUGGUGGUACUUUGCAGUCAUCUCCAUGUCCGGCGUCUUUGCCGUUACUUUCUCUGUGAUCUUUGCCUAUGUGGCGGAUAUCACGCAGGAGCAUGAAAGGAGCACAGCAUAUGGUUUGGUAUCAGCUACCUUUGCAGCCAGCCUGGUUACCAGCCCAGCUAUCGGAGCUUACCUGUCUGUGGCCUAUGGUGACACCUUGGUGGUGAUCCUGGCCACGGCCAUUGCCCUGCUUGACAUCUGCUUCAUCCUGGUGGCUGUACCGGAGUCGCUGCCGGAGAAAAUGAGGCCAGCAUCGUGGGGAGCGCCCAUCUCCUGGGAACAGGCAGACCCCUUUGCGUCUCUGCGUAAGGUGGGCCAGGACUCCACAGUGCUCCUCAUCUGCAUCACAGUGUUUCUCUCCUACCUCCCCGAGGCCGGCCAGUACUCCAGCUUCUUCCUCUAUCUCAGACAGGUCAUAGGCUUCUCAUCAGAGACAGUUGCUGCCUUUAUCGCUGUUGUGGGGAUCCUCUCAAUACUAGCUCAGACGGUGGUGUUGGGGAUGCUGAUGCGUUCCAUAGGGAACAAGAACACAAUCCUGCUCGGCCUUGGCUUCCAGAUCCUCCAGCUGGCGUGGUAUGGCUUCGGCUCUCAGCCCUGGAUGAUGUGGGCCGCUGGAGCUGUUGCAGCCAUGUCCAGCAUCACUUUCCCUGCCAUCAGCGCCAUCGUGUCCCGUAAUGCAGACCCCGAUCAACAAGGUGUUGUCCAGGGGAUGAUUACUGGAAUCCGGGGCCUUUGUAACGGUUUGGGCCCUGCUCUUUACGGUUUUGUCUUCUACUUGUUCCACGUGGAGCUGACUGACACAGACGGCUCUGAGAAAGGUGCCAAACCCAACAUGGCCAACCCCACUGACGAGAGUGCCAUCAUCCCAGGCCCUCCCUUCCUGUUCGGUGCAUGCUCAGUGCUGCUGUCUUUACUGGUGGCUCUGUUUAUCCCGGAGCACACGGGGCCCGGCAUGAGGCCUGGCGCCUAUAAGAAGCACAGCAACGGGGCACAGAGUCACUCCCACAGCCCUCAAGGCAGCGGGGCCGAGGGCAAGGAGCCACUGCUGGAGGACAGCAGUGUAUAACCACAGCUAUGGGGGGCAGACAGCGCUCCGACCCGACACCCCCGCACACAUGGACAGAUACACACAUUUUACCACAUGGACACACUCUCACCUCAGGCACACAUCAGACUCAAGUGCCAUGAAGAGGUGUUUGUGUCCACAGCACAAAAGUGGGCACUCCUUCCUUAGCAGCCCCUUUUCGUUUUUUUUAAAGCAGGGUAUUGUGAGGACUCUCUAAAGACCCUGUGUAAAGAGAGUGUUGAGUAUUUUUUUGGGCUGCAGUGGAAAGGUGUGUGUGACUUGGCUGAGCUGGACUCUUAUUCUUGGUUUCUAUAAAGCAGUAACAGAGUGGAGCAUACAACAGCUUGCCCCCCUCCUGGUGCAAAACAGAACCGAAGUGAUUUUGGUUUAGAGUGUGAGUGGGGUAGAUCUCAAAUGUUACUAAAUCCCUGUGUGAUUCUUCAUAUUCCUCUGUAGCCAGUGCAGUGGCAACUUUGUCUGUUUGUCCUACGAGAGUGUAACAAACAGUUAGUUGAGCACUUGUCUAAUGGUCUUUCACAAGCUAACUUCUGCCCUGAUGCUCACAGCUCUGUCGAAGCUUCCGAGAAGGGAACACAGUUCUUCCUCUGAAUGCACUGCAGCAACUGUACACCUGUGAGGGGAGUCUCUCUGCAAACCAGUGUUUGAAAAGGCGCUGCCUAAUCUAGGUCAGGAUGGGUCAACCAGUUCAGAUAUAAAAAGCUUCGUGAGACCACGUUUUAUUUAAAUAUCACACUUCUUACAGAGAGAAGUGUGUGCGAGAGAGAGAGACCACUUUAUUAGCUGAAACUGUUUUUCAAUGUUUACUUGCCAUUCUCUAGAUUAGUAGUACAGUUUGGGUUGUAUAUUUUUCUCUGUUCCAACUGAAGGCUAGCUGUGCUUCAAGUUUUUAUUCAAGAAACAAAUGUUGCCUCGAAGUGACUUAAUAUAUAUAUAAAUAUAUAUAUUAAUUACGUAACCUGUAUGAAGACCGAGGUCUGAAAAGGCUCUGUAAUCUUACGCUAUCGCUCCCAUCGGAGCCGUUACACACUCUUUAUUCCUUUUGUUUUCAUCCCCUUCCUUGUUACUUUGUUUUCCGACAUGUAUCACCAUCAUCAGGGUUAAGGCUAAACAGAACCAUGGUUUUAUUUUAAAAGCCUCUGGAUCACUUGGAGCUAGAGUGUUGCUAUCAGCAUGUGUCAGCGUUGGCACUGACUGUUAACGCGGAGUCUUUGACUUAAUAUCAUUACGUGAAACAAUAUCACUCAUGCUGCUGCAGUAGAUAAUUCAAAGGUCAAGUGUGAUGAAGAAUUUGACAGUGGUCAUAUGAGCAAUGGAACCGUUUCAGCGAGUCCCUGACAUUUAAGCUCCCAUACAAACCGUUGUUAACAGGCACUGCAUAUUUCCCUAACAAUAACUAACAGAUGUGAAGCACCUCGUGGAGCUGGACUCGAACUCACUUUUAAAAGGCUUUUGAUUCUGCACAAAAGGGAGCUAUUUGGACAUUUUCAGAGCUGUUCUGCACACGCCCACCUGCACCACCUACGGGGGGCAAAGUUCAGCAGUGGUUCAGACUGGUAACUGUAAAAAUGUUUGUCACUCUCUACGGGCAAGGAAGGUCACAACUGUACCAAUUCUGGCAAAUUUUUCUUUCUUUAAAGCGCCUGUUUUUUAGUGUUUUAGGUUUUUACAUUUUCCAAAAACACCUUACAACUUAGAUUAGGUAUAUUUAUUCAUUAAAAACAUGGGAUAACGGUGCAGGCAUCCUAAUCAAUCAAUGCUAAAACAGAAAAUAAAUACUCAUUAAAUAAAUAUCUUCAUAAAAAACUAGGUAUUAAGAAAAACGGUUUUAAGAAUUAAAGAAAAGUUCAAGCAAGCAUAAAACAGUUUAAAAUUACAGUUUUUGUCCUCUCUAACCCAUGAAAUCUAAAUAUAAACAUGCAAAGCAACCAGGCGGACAGCACUUUAGGUCCGAGGAUACACAGUGACAUUCAGAGCAUUGACAAUGUCCCAGAAUUCAUUUAUAAAUAUGAUCCGGUUAACAAUUAAAACGUAGCAAAAUGUAAAACCUUAAAUGGAGAGCAGAUGUAACCUUUCUUGCUUGUGGAUGGCACACAUCAGCCUGUCUGUGUUCAGGUCUAAGCUGCUGCUGUUACUUCUCUUGCCAGUAGGUGGCGCAGGUUGAACAUGAACUGCAGGUCUGAGUAAGUGGGUGAUAUUGGCUGCGGCUGGUUUUGGUGCUUCACAUCAGUGACACUGUGUUCCCUUUCUUCACAUACUGCAUCAGCAACUGGUAAAUUGAUCCUUAUUGUGAUUUUCCAGAAGUUAAUUUCUAAAUGCCUCAAGUGCAUUUAAAGCCAAAUUACAACCUGAUAUGGAUCAGUAGCUAACAGUGGGUUUCAUGAUGUUUAACAUCGAUCUGAAGACAAAUGUACGUCAUUUAUUUUGUGCCAAUUUUUUUUUUUUUUUUUUUUUUUGGGGGGGGGGGGGGUGAUUUUUCAUACUGUGUGUGUAUGUGUGCAUUUGAGUGAUUUGGAUAUUUUGUUUGUUUUGUGUUCUCUUGUCUUAAUUUCUUUGACUGAACAUUUGAGUUUUAAUGCUAUUUUUUUUUUUAUAGCUUUUUAAAACUUCAUCCAGUCAUUUUUAGGAAUCUAUUCAACAUCGUGGCUAGAUGGUAAAUUAUCGAAUGUCCAUCUUGUCUGUUUUCAGUCUCAGUCUCUAUUUAAUAACAAGCAUUUCACCGUGGUUAGUUACAUUUGAUAUAUUUCCCAGAUUUAUCAGUAGAUAAUAACAGAAGUCACUGAAUGUUCCAAGCCAAGCUGUACAUGUUGACCACACUAUACCCCUCGACAGUUUUGACUUAACCUGUCAUAGUUUUUAUUAUUUCAGAGGGGGUGUUACGAGACAGGAGGCCAUUGUUGUUGAUUUAAUCUCAAUAUCAUACUUUUUUUUUUUUAAUUUAUCAUUUAUCGGACCAACACAUUGGUGAACCCAUGAAUUCAGAUCCUACUCAAAUUGGUAAGAUUCUGCACCAGCCCCACGUGCACUCGUACAGCUUCCAAGCAGACGACUGUAAAUGUACAAAAAUCACCUGUACGUACAGCAAAUGUAUAUAUUUAUUGCUCAAGGAGACGGCCACCUCUUGGUCUAUUUGGUUGUAUGGUGCAAUUAUUAUUCUAUAUUUCUCAAGACUUACCUGCUAGCCACUCCUGUUUUUAGUACGAUGUGGUUUGUGGCCUGAACCCCCUCUCUGUGUGCCUAAAAUUAGCCAAGAAAUGAGUAUGGCAACAUAAGUAAAUGGUGGUUAUUAUGUAAAUAUGGGAAACUAAUGACAAACUAUUUAUUAAAGGUUUAUUGUACAAUGAAA